This is a messenger RNA of Sphaeramia orbicularis (orbiculate cardinalfish), 5811 nucleotides long. Its product is annotated as peroxisomal succinyl-coenzyme A thioesterase-like. The coding region runs from base 257 to 1573 and encodes 438 amino acids. Lineage: Eukaryota; Metazoa; Chordata; Actinopteri; Kurtiformes; Apogonidae. Gene Ontology annotation, molecular function: fatty acyl-CoA hydrolase activity. Gene Ontology annotation, biological process: acyl-CoA metabolic process; fatty acid metabolic process. The record is from RefSeq and is a predicted model, not a curated record. The transcript is spliced from 11 exons.
CAUAGGUCAUUGUGUACCACAGAGAAGUUUAAUGUUUAGCUUUGUACUAUUCCUGUAUGUGAAUACAUUUAUGUAAUGGUGUGUUGUACUGUAGCACCUUAACAUCAGAAGAAGCUGCCAAGGACCCUGGACUGGAACUGCCCUGAGGUCAGGUCUCAUUCUCCGUAAUUUACCAACUCGAACCCCAAGAAAUGCGACGAGUUUUGGACUUGGAGCUAAAAUUCAGAGAAAGUGUAUGGACCUAGCAUGAGUAAGGAUGGAUAAGAAGAAGCACUGUGUGAAGCUGUCGGUCCAGCCCUCCAGAGCACUAAUGGAUGAGAAGUUCAUUGUCCUGGUGCAAAACGCCCCACCUGGUUUCCAGAUGACCAUCCACUCCCUCCACCACAGUGAAGAUGGACACAGCUGGGAGGCAUUUGGUCACUACACUGCAGACGCCACUGGAACAGUAAAUGUUUCUCAGGAUCACAGUGUGGGUGGGACUUAUUCUGGUGUGGAACCAAUGGGGUUACUGUGGAGCCUCAGACCAGUUCCAGGCAGCAAACCUCACCUCAGGUUUCGGAAGAUGAAUGUCCAGACUCCUAUGGAGGUCACCAUCUCAGUGUACCAGGGUCACCAGACUGUAUUCGUGGAUCAGGUGCAGCUGGCCAGUGUGCUGGUGGAGCGCUGGUACAUGGCACCGGGGGUCCGCAGGAUCCCUGUCACAGAGUCAAACCUCACUGCCACCCUCUUCCUGCCCCCAGGACCUGGACCUUUCCCUGGAGUCCUGGACCUUUGGGGGGGUGGAGGUCAGCUGGUGGAGUAUCGUUCAGCACUGCUGGCCUCUCAUGGUUUUGCCUCCCUAGCCCUCGACUACCUGACGCCUAAAAUCACCUUGAAAACCGGGAAGAUGGUAGAAAACGACUACUUUGAGACAGCCUACAAAUUCCUGCAGCAGCAUCCACAGGUCAGCGGCAGCAGGAUCGCCAUGAUGGGUCUUUCUUUCGGUACCACUAUGACCCUGAAGAUGGCUGUUUACUCCGAAGUCAUGAAGCUCAGCUGUGCGGUGUGUAUCAGUGGGAGUCAUAUCCAACCAGUUAAUGCAACAGUUGAAGAGAUUUUCAUAAUGUUUGACACGAAGUCAGAAAAGACGCGCAUCAGUGAAGAGAACGAAGUAAUCUGGCACGAUGUGGUGCUGCCAGUCCCCACCGAUCCUGGAAUGAAAGCGGAUGUUGGACGUCUGCAGUGCCCUCUACUGUUGAUCGUAGGUGAGGACGAUCAGAACUGGGCAGCCCCUGAAUCUGCACAAGAUAUAAAGGAGAUGAUGGAGCAGGCGGGGAACAGUCACCUACUAACCCUCCUGUCAUACGCAAACACUGGUCACCUGAUCGAACCUCCGUAUACGCCACAUACUCGAGCCAGCAGGUUCAAACCAGUCGGCUCAAAUGAUUGUGGUUCUGUGGGGUGGGGAGACGGUGGCUCAUUCUCGUGCUCAGGAAGACGCCUGGAGGAAGACACUGGCCUUUCUGCGGGAGAAUUUAUACAGCAGGAAAAACUCUGCCGUUACCUUCACGUCACACCUGUAACAGAGAUCUAGUAAAACACAGAUACCUUGACUUUAAUCUAAUAAUAAACAGAGUGUAAAUGAUUGAUAGUUGAACUUUUAUAUCCUUGCAUCUUGUGAAUAAACAGACUGAAUGUUUUAAAUCAUUACAAUCACAUAGAGAACAGUCAACACAUUCCGUCUAAUGAUUUCUAAAACAUUUGUCAAUGUUUUGGCGCCCAAAGUUUGUAUGUCAAAGGCUUAGUGUUGCGUUGAAAACAUGCACUUAAUGUACAACUGAAGUUGUUGGAAGGGAAAUUAUAUUUUGUUUCGGACGGUUUGAUUUUUCUCUGUGACAUUUAUUUUGUGUGAUUAAAAUGGAAAAAUACUUAUUUAUUAAAAUUCCUGAAAACUUAUCUGUGACAAAUAUCUGUCAAUAAACAUCGACGCCUUCUUAAAAUAAUCGCCUAAGUCAUUUUUUCAGAUUUUUCAGGAAACACAAAAAACUGAACCAUUUGUUGAAUAUUUACUAACAAUUUAAUUGAAACAGUUAUAACAACAGAUGCCUAUUGACAUACAAACAACAAGGUCAGUCAAACAUGGAACAUGAGAGAAUUAAAUGACGUAGGCAAAUUUUCGAACAUGCCUUUGUGACUUAGGCAAUUUUAAACCUUCUACUCUGUCAGGAAUAAAGCAUAACUAACAAACUAAACAUAAUGCUGAGGAGGCGUGUGCAUUUCUUCACUUCUCCUUCCAGCUCUUCUUUGCUGGAUUCUUGACUGAUCCCUAUUAGUGUGGCAAAUUGUCAAAGAAGUGAUGACACUCGACAGGCAUGAUGGACUUCAUUGACUGGAGGUCCUGGAACUUUCUCUCCUUGAUUGGCAGAGCACAUGGAAACAAUCUUAUCCAUGCCAUUGGCCCAUUUGGCACCUGUACCCUUUGUGGCAGUUCUUCCCACACAGAGGCUUCUGAGAAGGACAGUCUGAAAUGGACCUUGCCUUCACUGCUAAACUGAAGAGCCCGGAAGUCAUGCACAGUCGGGUCUCCAGCUUUUUUGCCUGGUCUGAUGCUAAAGAAGUAAGAUCCAUUCAGUUUCAGUAACUCAUCGUGCUUGAUUACUUUCACAUGGUAAGGUGAUGGCGUGAUUCUUGCAGUCUGGAGUAUAAUGACAUAGUCUCUUGGAGUGAAGAUAUGUGUAACUAUUUUGCGUUCAAUUGUGAUACGGAUCGUAUUAAAUGGUAGUUGAAUGUGACUUUAAAUUUUGCUCUACAAUGUCAGGUGAAUAUUAUACAUCAUGAACCAAAAUGGAGAAGACAAAAAGUAAUGUUGCAGGUUGUUUUGCUUGAAGCAUCUUUUAUUUUUGCAGAUGUGUGUCCUCCUUUGUACUGAACGGUCAGUGUCAGGUUCGAGUGUGCUGAACUCAGAAAAGGUCAGAAAAAGAUCUUAUCUUGCAGCUUUGUGGUAAAAGUGAGCUGAGUUCAUCUUGAUUAUGAACUUAGGGACUUUCUGUGGUCAAGAAUUGCUCAAGUGUUAGAACUGGAUGUACUUACGGAAACUCUUUGUGGUUUAACUAUGCAUUGUAAGCUAAACUGUUGGUGCAAAUGUCAAACCGAGGUGUGAUUAACUCAGGUGAACUUUCUAAUGUGUUUUUUGUUAGAAUUAGCUAACGUGGAGUUAUUGACGUAAGCUGUGACAUGUUUUACCCAGCAACAAGUGUUCAACCAAUCAUUGAGAUUAUGUACCAAAUAUGGAAGUCUUCCAAGGGACUGAAGACUAUAAAAUUGUGAUGACGAGAUUAGACAAGGGGGGGACAAAUAGUGUGUUUGAUGCUAGACUAAUUGAUAACUGACUUCUUUCCUUUUUGUAACCUUUUCCUAUGUUUGCCUGAAGCAAAAAAACAAACAAUUGCUUUAACUUUUUAAAACCUGUCUUGUUUUUUGGUGAGUUCUUCCAUUUCUCCUGGUUUGGUCCUUCCAUCCGAAACAUAAGUGGUGAGUUAAUUUAAAUUACGUGACCCCCCUCUGGGGCAGCCCGGAUUUAACUGGACGGUCAAUUUUACGGAAGUAUUGGAGUAAAGUGGAGAAACACUGGUGGUCGUGUUCUGCAUGGGCACGCAGUUUAAGUCAGAGCAAAGUGGAAAGAGUACCCGGUGUAUAAAAUAUAAAGAUGUCUGACGCGGCAAAUUCAAUGUAAUUGUGGUUUUUGAGAUUUACUGUUACUGGCAUGUUCAAGACAACAGUACUAUGCAUGCUGUCACACUCCAUUUGUGUAUGACCUGCAACAAGGUAUUUCUGUGUUAUUAGUACCCCAGAUUUCCUUGCAAGCUCAGAGUAUGCAUUCGCCACACAUGCAUUGCGAUUCUGAUAACCGCAGCCGUCGCUUCAUACUAUAAUCUCCUUGAGUUCUGGAUGGCCUUUGAUCACACCUUCAAAAUGACGAUACUGAAGAUGUGCAGACACCUCACUACACAGGUCACCUUCUGAUUCGUCCCAAACGUAGCAGUAGCCUUCCUUUGAUCUGAAGUUGAAAAGGGUAAAGUUAUGGACCUGCAGUCUUGUUCUGAAAUACAGGCUGCUGGCUUGGGUUUUUGGACACAGUAGCACAGCUAGCAAGUCCAUUGUCCAAACGGACUUCUCUUCGUUAGCAGAAUCCUUGUCCCGGGAUUUCUCUUGCCUCGCUUCAUCCUUCUUGGUGACGCGUGCGUCAUAUGCAGCCUUACUGAUAUUCCCAUGUUUGAAUGAAGCACAAACAUCACACUGAUCUUUACGUGGAGUAAAUACGGAAUAGUUCUCCUCAUGGAACACAGCUGUGAAAUAUUGGGCUCCAACAGCCCUCACUCCAGCAGUUGCAGCUGCCUGUUGAUAUUCACGAUGUAGUUGGGAGAUGGUUGUGCCUGGGUAAAGGAACUUCUUGUCUUUGUAGGUAGCUGUGCUUCUGCAGUAGUGUGAAUCAACACUGGGUAGGUCCCUCAACCAGUUCUUAAUGAAAUCCUUGACAUCAGGUUCAACCUUUGUCUGCUUGCCACUCUUAGGUCCAGAUUUAGAUGGCGCCACUGCUUGUUUUUCAGGGUCGAUGGGGUCGUUCAGCCAUUUUGUAAUGGUUCUUUCAGGGAGACCAAGUGUAGAGGAAAAAAGUGCCUUGCACACUUGAACACUUGUUCCAUCUUCAAGCUUCAGUAGGCAGGACAAUGAUAAAUUGUGUUGGGAUCCCUCAGCAACUUUUCUUUGCUUUAUGUUAACCUUUGUGACCAAAGUGGUGACGUGUAACCAACAUUCUUCCCAGGUGUUCAUUGCCCAAAUCUUGUCAAAUCCCCACUGCCGCUGCUCUUCUGUAAGGACUUGGCAGUCUCGAGUUGAGACUCGCUGACAGAACUUGGAGUUGCAGGGAGGACCCACAGCCUUUGCACUUCUUUCUUUGCCACCUUUGCUCUUGUAUGACAUUCCUUUGAGACGUUUCUGCUUGGAUUCAUUUUGCUUCCAUGUUCUUGGACUAAGGCGUUUAUUUCUUUUCUUUUUGCCUGUAUUGUUUAAAUCAACAUCCUCAUCCUCAUCCUCAUGCUGCUGUUCUAAAGUUGUUGCCACCAGUGUUAGGCUGUCUUCAUUUUCAGGGGCAGAGGACUCAUCACAGGUUGGGGUAUCGUCCGGAUCUUGAAUGACAUCAUCAUCAUCAUCACCAUCAUCAUUUGAUAUCUCCUCUUCAUGGUGUGUUACAUGCCAGGCAGUAAUCCAGUGCAGGAGUGUUUGUGGGUUUUUCCCUCCUCCUCUCUCUCCUCUCAUCUGUCUGCUCUCCAGGUGCCAUCAGACUGCUUGGCCUGCACCUGUGGGAAGUGGUGGUGGUGGCUAGUCCCAUCCCAGGGCACUCCUGUAAAAGGACCAUACCUGCAGUGAACGUCCUCUCUUUUCCUCUGUCUGCCUGUGGGAGCUGCUGCUCAUGGUCUUCUGCCUGUUACACUGACUUAUGCUUAAUCAUGUGUGGAGUGAGGUUGUGGGCUUAGGUCAGUCAGGGUACCCUAUACACUUUCCUACCCGUAAAUCACUUUUGUAUAGAUGCAUUAGGUUAUAGGGUUGGUGCCACUUCUGUAUUUAUCUUUUGGUUAAGUUCUUUUUUUAGAAAGGAGUCAGGUUUUUGUUUAAGUUCUGUUUUAAGGACAGAAUCAGUUUAGGCACAUUUUAUUGUAUUUUUCUGAUUUUGGUUGGCACAACCCCCUUGUCCCUUCCUCCUCCACAUUAUUGAUCAUUUGUUAGUUUUUGGGUUUUUUUGUUCAAUAAAUCUUUGUCACUUGUUUCCACCUA